Penicillium argentinense is the source of this 1410-nucleotide messenger RNA. Its product is annotated as cytochrome P450. Bases 1 to 1410 code for a protein of 469 amino acids. The record is from RefSeq and is a predicted model, not a curated record. The transcript is spliced from 6 exons. Lineage: Eukaryota; Fungi; Ascomycota; Eurotiomycetes; Eurotiales; Aspergillaceae. Gene Ontology annotation, molecular function: heme binding; iron ion binding; oxidoreductase activity, acting on paired donors, with incorporation or reduction of molecular oxygen.
AUGUUGCAAACAAUUAUAGCCCGGUUCUCUACACUCAAUAUCCCAGCGCUGCUCACUUCAGCCGUGGGCGCAGCACUUGUGAUAUUUCUCCUCCAGCGCCUCACAAACCCCCUCCGGCAUCUCCCCGGACCCGAGAUCUCGAGAUGGACAAACUUGCUGUACGACUACUACUGGUUGACCGGUCAGAUUCCAUACUACGUGCACAGUCUGCAUGAGAAAUAUGGCCCCAUCGUCCGUACCAGCCCAGGCCGAGUCGACAUCUGCGAUGCAGCCGCUGUGAAGGAAAUCCACAAGAUUCACACCAAAUUCCUCAAGCCAAAGUUCUACCGCGACCUGGUCCCGGGAAACAUUCAUACCAUGUUCACGACGACCGACCCCGGCUUCCACGCGUCCCGACGCCGACUUCUGGCGUCUCCCAUCUCCGACUCCUCUCUUAGCCAUCUUGAGCCCCAGAUCACUAGUCGGGUGCUGUAUGCUAUCGAGCGUAUCACGGAGGAGAUGGAAAGUCGUGGAGCGGCGGACGUUUUCAAGUGGUGGCUGUUCAUGGCGACGGAUAUCAUCGGCGAGCUGAGCUUCGGCGAGUCCUUCCGCAUGCUCGAGGCCGGGACUCCAACCCAAUACUCUAAAGACCUAGAAAAAAUCUCCAGCAUGCAACCAAUCCGCACCACGUUCCCAGGCCUCGUCAAACUAGGUGCCUACAUUCCAAUUCCACCCUUCAGCACCUCUGCCGCAGCCGGAAAGCGAAUCGGCAUGUACGCAUACCAGUCCAUCCAGCGCUACAAGAACCAUCUCGCAGCAAACCCAGCAAACCCAACAUCAACCCUCUUCACCAAGAUCUUCGACGUCGAGAAGAGCGGGCUCAGUGAUGCGGAUAUUCGAAGCGAAGCACAAGGAUACAUAGUCGCUGGAAGUGAUACGACCGCCGUGACUCUCACAUACCUGGUCUACUCUGUCUGUCGCGACCCGCGGAUCCGAACAAGACUCGUCCAGGAGUUGUCUGCUCUCCCUGAGCCUGUCUCGGAUCGGGAUCUACGAAAUGCGCCAUAUUUGAAUAAUGUCAUUACGGAGACAUUGCGUUUGUAUAGUGCUGUGCCUUUUGGCAUGCCGCGUGCCGUUCCGGCUGAGGGGGCGCAGUUUAAUGGGUAUUUCCUUCCUGGUGGGUCGACUGUUUCGACGCAGUCUUAUAGUCUUCAUCGGGACCCUGGAAUUUUCCCUGAGCCGGAGAGUUUCAAACCCGAACGAUGGGAGAAUACCACCAAAGAGAUGAAAGAUGUCUCCUUGCCAUUUGGAGGAGGAUCACGAAUUUGCAUUGGAAUGCACCUUGCUCGCGUCGAACUUCGACUGGCGACCGCUCUUUUUUUUCCGGAAAUUCCCCGAGGCGCAUAUCUCCACCAAGGAAGGGAUGAAUGA